Molecule: messenger RNA, 834 nt
Organism: Fusarium vanettenii 77-13-4
Lineage: Eukaryota; Fungi; Ascomycota; Sordariomycetes; Hypocreales; Nectriaceae
Exons: 5
Coding region: 1-834 (277 amino acids)
Cellular component (GO): plasma membrane
Molecular function (GO): acetate transmembrane transporter activity
Source: RefSeq, a predicted model, not a curated record
AUGACUACCGAAAAGUUCGAGAAUGGCAAUGACCUCGAAGGGGGUCAUUUGAACGCCAUUGAGAGUGUUCGCUCCGCUGCAAACAUCACGAUGAGCUCUGAACUAUUCGAGAAGCUCUACCUCUCUCCCCCCAACGCCGUCAAAGGAAAUCUCAGAAACACUUUUGGAAACCCCACCCCAAUGGGACUCAUUGGAUUCCUCGUUGCUCUGAUGCCCUUGUCAUGCAGUCUCAUGGGCUGGAGAGGCUCUGGUAGCUUCGGUGCAGCUGCUAUCCCUGUCUACUUCUUCAUGGGUGGCUUUCUCAUGGUGCUUAGCGGCAUUCUUGAGUGGGUUCUCGGCAACAGCUUCCCAUCCAUCGUCUUCUGCAGCCUUGGUUGUUUCUGGCUUUCAUUUGGGGGUGUUCUAAACCCUUCUUUUGGCGCAUUCUCUUUCUACGCACCUGCCGAUGCCACGUCGUCCGCAGAAGGUUUGGCCACCCGUGGGUUCAACGCCAGCCUAGGCUUCUGGCUCUUGGGCAUGGUUAUUCUGGCUUUAGUCUAUCUCGUCUGCUCUCUGAGAACCAACGUUGUCUUUGUUAUCAUCUUUGCGACACUGGUGCCAGCCCUAUGCCUCUUGACUGGAGCCUUUUGGGUUUGGGCCGAGGACUAUCCAGGUAACACAAAGCUUGCGCUGCGUCUAUGCGAGGCUGCGGGUGCAUGCCUAUUCGUGACCUGCUUCGCUGGUUGGUACAUCCUCGUCGCUAUGAUGUUUGCCAUCUUGGACUUCCCGGUCCAGAUUCCGAUUGGAGACUUGUCCAACGUUUUCGCUAGGAAGUCAAGGGCGAACCGGGGUUAG